Molecule: messenger RNA, 1572 nt
Organism: Candida tropicalis MYA-3404
Lineage: Eukaryota; Fungi; Ascomycota; Pichiomycetes; Serinales; Debaryomycetaceae
Product: putative hydrolase
Exons: 1
Coding region: 1-1572 (523 amino acids)
Molecular function (GO): monoacylglycerol lipase activity
Source: RefSeq, a predicted model, not a curated record
AUGUCAGAUAGUUCCAAAUCAACACAUUUGUUUGUUCUAAUCCAUGGUCUUUGGGGAACAGCUUCUCAUAUGGAAACAAUAGAACAGUUUAUCAAAGAUUCGUUACCAGAUUCAACCGAAGAUACCAUUACUACGAUAAAACCAUCUUGUUUCAGGUUUUGGAAAACUUAUGAUGGGUUAGAACUUAAUAGUAAGAAAAUCGUUAGUGAAAUUUUUUAUGAAAUUGAAUCACUUAAAGAAAAGAAUAAUCUAAACGUUACCAAAAUCAGUUUUAUUGGAUAUUCUUUAGGCGGGUUGUUAUCGCGUUAUGUCAUUGGACUAUUAAACGAUUUGAAAUUCUUUGAUAAAGUAAAACCUGUAUUUUUCACAACAUUUGCAACACCUCAUGUGGGUAUUCAAUUUUUCAAUGAUAAUAUAUUUGAUAUCACAGCAAACCGAUUGGGUCCAUAUUUGUUUGGUAAAUCUGGAGGUCAACUAUUUAUAUCCGAUUAUGAUAAGAUUUUAGUGACCAUGGCAGAUCCUAAUGAGAAGUUUUUUAUUGGAUUGAAAAAGUUUGAAAAACUUAUUUUAUUGGCCAAUAUAAGAAACGAUAGAUCUGUGGCAUUUUUCACAUCCUAUAUAACUAAUUACUCACCAUUUGAAGAUUUAGAUCAAAUUAAAAUCAGUUAUUUGGAACAUUUACCACAAGUUAAAAUUGCCAAUAAAGUCGUCACACCCAAAUUUGUUGAUUUGACAAGAACUCAUAAAUUAUCUCCACAAGAUAAGAAAGUAUUUGUGGGUAAUAUCCAAGAAGAAACGCCGUUUAUAAGACGAUACAAAUGGACAAAAAUUUUAAUUAUUAUAUUAUUAGCUUCCUUCGCAGUUCCUUUUUGGAUUCCCUUGGUAUUCUUCACCUCAUCCAUAGUUUCAGUAUACAGUUUUAUCAAGAUCAAAGUAAUCAAAGCACCUAUGAUUUCGGACCACUGGAAACGAGUGACAAGCUUUGUUUUUGAUCACGCACCGAUUGAUCCAGAAGACCGUAAAAGUGGAAUGGAGAGACGAGAAGAAAGACGAACUUUGGAUAGACACGAAUCAUUUAGGGGAGACACUUCAAAUAUGGCUGAGCAAACUGUUGAUAGGGUGUUGUAUGCCGAAGAACAAUUGAUGCGUAAAGUUAGUCGAACCGAUACUAUUGAGGAAGAAAACUACGGUAGUAUUGAUGACUCAGAAUCCAACGAAUGUGAAGAUAACGACCAACCCGAAGAGACAAUCGCGUUGGUACAAAUGGAUCGUGAAUUGAAUGACAAAGUGAUUGCUGAGAAAAUAGCAACGUUGAAAGAUUAUAGUUCAUUCCCAUUAUUUCAAGAUCAAAAAUUCAAAUUACCAUUGAACAAAGAGAAACAAUUUAUCGUUGAUAAUUUGAAUACUUUAGAUUGGAUUAAAAUUCCUGUUUUCCUUGAUGUUUGGAAUGCACAUGAUGGGAUUGUUGCUAGAAGAGGUAUGAAGACCAAUGCCAAAGGAUCUUCAACAAUUGGAUUAUGGACAUCAAUAUUAAGAAACCAUUUAAAAACACAAACAGAUGGUAGCUCCUGA